Messenger RNA from Glycine soja, 2104 nucleotides. RefSeq names its product succinate-semialdehyde dehydrogenase, mitochondrial-like. The transcript has 20 exons. Gene Ontology annotation, molecular function: succinate-semialdehyde dehydrogenase (NAD+) activity. The coding region runs from base 79 to 1692 and encodes 537 amino acids. Lineage: Eukaryota; Viridiplantae; Streptophyta; Magnoliopsida; Fabales; Fabaceae. Gene Ontology annotation, biological process: GABA catabolic process. The record is from RefSeq and is a predicted model, not a curated record.
CUAAAUAUUAUUUUAGCCGAUUCACUUCAUCAAGCACAAGUAAACAAAACCACUGGAAUUUUUCGACCACCAUUGCAAAUGGCCGCACUGAACCUUUGCCGCAUGGCACUUCGAUCCUCGAAACUUCUCUAUCGCCCUUAUAAUCUUCUCUCCGUUCAGUUGCAGAUGCAGAUGCAACCCUCUUCUCCUCCCCUCACUCGAAAGAUGAGCACGGAUGCGCAGAGUAUUGCUUCCCAGCUUAAUAGUUCUGGAUUGUUGAGGACUCAGGGCCUUAUUGCAGGGAAAUGGAGUGAUGCUUAUGAUGGUAAAACCAUAAAGGUUUAUAAUCCAGCAACUGGUGAAUCUGUUGUAGAUGUUGCAUGCAUGGGUGGAAGAGAGACAAACGAUGCAAUUUCUGCAGCCUAUGAUGCAUAUGGAUCUUGGAGCAAAACCACUGCUGCUGAACGAAGCAAAUUACUGAGGAAAUGGUAUGAUUUGCUAAUGGUACAUAAAGAAGAACUUGCACAGCUUAUAACCUUGGAGCAGGGGAAACCUCUUAAAGAGUCUGUGGGUGAGAUAGUCUAUGGGGCUGGCUUUAUUGAGUUUGCAGCUGAGGAGGCAAAACGUAUAUAUGGGGAUAUAGUUCCUGCACCUUUUUCUGAUCGGCGAUUAUUUGUUCUAAAGCAGCCUGUAGGGGUUGUAGGUGCAAUUACACCUUGGAACUUUCCCCUUGCUAUGAUUACUCGAAAGGUUGGUCCAGCCCUUGCAUGUGGCUGUACAGUGGUCAUAAAGCCCUCUGAACUUACACCUCUCACUGCUUUAGCUGCAGUGGAACUCUCCAUUCAAGCUGGAAUACCACCGGGUGUCGUGAACGUGGUAAUGGGAAAUGCUCCUGAUAUUGGGGACGCUUUACUUGCAAGUCCACAGGUAAGGAAGAUCACAUUCACAGGCUCGACAGCAGUUGGGAAGAAAUUGAUGGCUGGUUCAGCUGAAACAGUUAAAAAAGUAUCUCUUGAACUCGGUGGCAAUGCACCUUGCAUAGUUUUUGAUGAUGCUGACCUGGAUGUUGCAGUAAAAGGAACUCUUGCAGCAAAGUUCCGUAACAGUGGACAAACAUGUGUUUGUGCAAAUAGAAUUAUUGUGCAAGAAGGUAUAUAUGAGAAGUUUGCAAAUGCUUUACGUGAUGCUGUUCAGAAUAUGAAAGUUGGGGAUGGUUUUAGUGAAGGUGUGUCACAGGGUCCUCUAAUAAAUGAAGCUGCUGUAAAAAAGGUUGAGUCCUUAAUUCAUGAUGCUACAUCGAAGGGAGCAAAAGUAAUUCUUGGGGGUAAAAGACAUAGCCUUGGACUUACUUUUUAUGAACCCACAGUCAUCAGUGAUGUCAACAGUGAUAUGCACAUAUCAAGAGAGGAAGCAUUUGGACCUGUUGCACCCCUUUUGAGAUUCAAAACUGAAGAGGAAGCUAUCAGAAUUGCUAAUGACACUAACGCAGGUUUGGGUUCAUAUGUAUUUACAAACAGUAUCCAACGAUCAUGGCGUGUUGCUGAGGCUCUUGAAUAUGGACUAGUGGGUGUUAAUGAAGGAGUAAUUUCAACUGAGGUGGCUCCAUUUGGUGGUUUUAAACAGUCUGGCCUUGGAAGAGAAGGCUCCAAAUAUGGGAUGGAUGAAUAUUUAGAGAUCAAGUAUGUGUGCUUCGGAAACAUGAACAAAGAAUGAAGUACGAGACAGUGCCAAGCAAAAUAGGGAGGAGUCACCUUGCGUUUCUUAGUUGAAGAAUAUGCAUAUAGCUGCACACGUGUUGUAUACAAAUAAGUGCUGGCUUGCAAAGGGCCUCCUCAUUUUUCUGUUUGGUUCUUUUUGCUUUCCUUUUUCAUUCUCUUUAUUUUUCACAGAUUUUUAGAAUAUUAAAAAAUGCACUGUGAAAGGUACGAGGUUAGUAAAAAAAAGAAAGAAAAGCAAUUAGCCUUUGACCCCUUUGGUGUAACGUUGUUUCAUUGUGUUUUUCCAAAUCAAUGAACUCAAAAAUCCAAAUUGGAUCGGUUUGAAUAAAGGUGUUAGAUUGUGUCAAAUUUUGAGUUUCAUGGUCAAAUGUAACUCAAAAUAAUGGUGUCAAAUUUUUGAGCCCUUA